AACAGCUGUGUGAAACGCCUCCCGUUCCUCACGCGAGAUAUGGAAUGUCAUCACGAUACUUGCUAGGUAGGAGGUUGGCGAAGUGUAGUGCAUCAUUAAAAUACGGGUAUUAAAGGUAUGCAGUAAUGAAUGGGCUCACGAGCAUCUGAAAUAAUCAUGGAUAACAGCCUGUUUAAACAGGGCAAGAUGUGCCUGCAAAGCUCUGCACUUUCUCUCGUGUGUGCAGUCAGGUUUCCCACUCUUUGCAGUCACAUUGAUGAGUAGGUUGCUCACCUGUGAAUCCUCCUCUUUACUUUUGCAAAGCAGGAUCGGGAGUGUUGCUUUGGGUUGCAUUGAGAAAGGAAACGAUGGGGCUUCAUGGCAUAGCCAGGUGGAGUUUGGGGCAUAGAUCUGUAUGGGUCAGUGUGCUGUACUGCAAUGCUCACCUGUUACUCAUUUAAUAACAGCUCUCCACUGCAAGUGUGACAUGCAGCAGCUGCUAAAAUUUUAGCCUCAUUUUAAUCUGCUGAGUGGAUUCUGGUUUUAUGGGCAGGGAUGCCGUAUGUACAAUAUACACGUGCCUCAGGUAUUUGCAUACAGCCUGCUUCUUUGAUGUUGUCUUUUUGUUCUGAAGUCUGUGCCUGCCUUGAAGCAGAAUUGUGAAUCUGUGGAGUUCCAGUGAGAAACAGUACUUGCGUCUUGGAGAACAGAGUAAAUUGGAAGUGUGGUUUUGUUAGGACCAAAGUGCUGCUUAUGCCUGUGGAAAUAAAAGCAACCUAUCAGUAAUUAUUGUGUCAGUAGCGUGGUGGUGGUAUUAGAGGAAAUACUUUGAUAUUGCUGUUGACCUUUCUCUUUUCUUUUUUGUCCCCCUCCUGUCCAGGGGUGUAUAACUUCUAGUAUCUGUAAUUCCGGCGGUGUUUAGGUCUAUAUUCAUAUUGAAUUCAUCUCCAGAAGGUAUUAUCUGGGCUCAUGGCUCUUCUGUCUGCUGGUAUUUAGAUCUGUUGCCAUUAGGGACUAAAUGAUUUUCUUUUGUUGUUUUCCUAUGGCUUAGGUCAGAGCUUUAACUCAGACAAAAGCAGAACCAUUAUCAAAAUGCAGAUCAAAUGUUGAACUAAAAUCUUUAAUUUUUCUUUUUUUUUAAGGGUGAAUUUAAAUUAAACUAUUUCCUGAGUUUAUUAGCAAGAAGAUUGUUUUGGUUUGAAUCGAUAAUUGAUGUUCUGGAGUUGUUUUACUGAUGAACUGUGCAAUUCCCACAUAUUUUACAGCCUGGCUUCUUGCAGAGGUUUUUUCCUCCUCUCUUUUGUUAUGACAGCAUUCUGUCAUUGCUCGGUGCUGUGUAACUUCUAGAAGAUUUGAUAAGUAAAUUAUCUUUUGACUUAGGUAAACUGUGUUAUUUUCCUUGUUUAACAUUUACUAUCCUUUGACAAUAUCUUUAAUAAAACAAAUUUAAGAAAUUAAUAAUAAAUUAAUUAGGCAGUGUUCGUUAGGCAAAGAACAGGAUAAGCAAGAAGAGGACAGACCCUUCAGCAGGAUUUGUUGUGACAGGACAAGGGGAAACGGCCUCAAACUAAAAGAGAGGAGAGUUAGACUGGUUGUAAGGAAAAAGUUCUUUACUGUAACAGGUGGUGAGGCACUGGCACAGGUUGCCCAGAGAGAUGGUGGUGCUCCAUCCCUGCAGGCACCAUAAAGGUCAGGCUGGAUGGAGCUCUGAGCACCUGAUGGAGCUGUAGGUGUCCCUGCUCAUUGCAGAGGGGUUGGAGCAAUGGCAUUUAAGGGUGCCUUCCAACUCCAGUAAUUCUCUGAUUCUGUAACAACUUUGUACAGUGAAGCCUGCUGAAUGUAGCUGAGGUGAUACUGCUUUCUUUCUCCUUGGUUCUUUGUGAUUUCAGUGGAAAGAGUUAAACCUUUCUGUAAUUAUGCCAAGAUCAGUGUCAGAUAGCAGAUUUUAAGCAUUUAUGUGUUUGUCUUCAGGCAUCCAAAAGUAAAGCAAUUAGUGUCAGUCAGGAACUGGAGUACUCUCACCGUUCACAUUGCAGCUUUCUCUGUUGCAUUUACCACUAAUAAACUUUGUUGCGACUCUCUAAAACAAUCAAAUUUAAGUGAACAGUGUAACUUUUUGAUGCCUUCUCACUUGAAAAUCUCCUUUUCCUGCUAGCAUCCACUGAAAAGUGGAGUGCUGCGUUGGUAGCAUCUUGAUCUGAAGUAGGUUAUCUGGAUUACAGUACACCUUACAUAGUUUUCUUUAAUAAUUCAUGUAAAGCACAGCCUUUUCCUUGGGGAUGGGUGUACCUCUGUAAAUCUGCUGAAGCUCAGACUGUUGUUUGGCUCUAAGCGCCAUUAUCACAAAGACAGUCCGUGUAUUAAUUGGAUCAUGCUUUGCUGCUAAAGGGGAGAUAUUUGGGGCAUCAGGGGUGUAGGUGAGGUGAGUGGCGCACGCUGGUUGGCACAGUGUGUCCCCAGGAGUGGUGCUGCCAGCUGAGGUUUGCUAGCUUAGCUGUGGAGCUGUAGCUUCAGGCAGUGGCAAUUUGGGAUGCUUCGGGCAGAAGUAGAAACAGUGAUGGGAUUCUGUUUCUUUGGGCAAACUGGAACCUGCACUACACAUUUUCGUACUGUUUCUAUGUUGGAAAAAAGCAUGAAAUAAAUAGUAACUGCUGGCACGCUGUUUGCUCCUUUCAUAGCAGUCUUGUGCUGCCUUCUGUUUGUCUGUGAGUGCGUGAUCUGAAAGUACUGCUGUGAUGGUCACACCGUUUGCUUUGGAAACGAUGAAGGUGGCAAGGCUGGCUGCUGCUGCUUCCUCCCUACCGUUUGUGUGUGCAGUGUAUGCAGAAGAAAAGGAAUCAAAAAGUCAGCUGGUGAAGCCGAAGCAGCUUCCAAUUUACUGUUCGCCACCUCUGAAAUCGAAAUACAUUGAAGAGCAGCCUGGUCGCUUGCAGAAGCAAUUCUCUUCGAUAAGACUGACAACUGGCCGCUAUAUUGGAUGGUGUAAGGAUGCUUUUUUCUUUGCUAAAAAUGGAAUAGUGGAUUCAAUUCAGUUUGGUAAAGAUGCUUACGUUUACCUGAAGAAUCCACCACCAGACUUUCUUCCCAGAGUUGGCAUAAUUACAAUAUCAGGCCUAGCUGGUGUGGUGCUGGCAAGAAAAGAUUCUAGAUUUAAGAAAAUUGCUUAUCCCUUGGGACUUACUACUUUAGGAAUUUCAGUUUGUUACCCAGCUCAGGCAGUAGUAAUUGCUAAGAUAACAGGGAAAAAGGUAAUUUCUGCAAGCCAUCAAACCUAUGAGGCUGUACGAUCACUAUGGACAAAGAAGGAAGAUGCCUCCAAGCUGCAGCAAGAGUCAAAAUCAGUUACACAAGAAAAUAAGAAAAAUAGAGAAAUAUCUAAUGUACAGUUUGAAUCUGCUAUUGAAUCACGAUCAUCUAACAGGACAGAAUCUUCUCCUAUAGAGUCUUGGAGUACUAAAGAUCCACUGCCUUCAUCAGGAACGGUGAAGACAACAAAGUUUAAACCUGACCCAAAACUUAUGGACCAUGGUCAGUCCAGCCCAGAAGAUGUGGAUAUGUACAGUACAAGAAGCUAAGACAUCUGAUUACAAAUCUUUGCAAAGUAUUACAGAUAAGGGGGAGGGAAGAAGGGAAGGAAUAAGCCUUGUGAUUCAUACUGUGUGAAGUAUAACUUAAUCAGGUAUUUUCUUAUAUUUCAAACUAUAUUACUGAAUUGAACAGAAUGGUGUAAUGAAUAUUUUGUUUCUCACUACUUACAAGCAGUGAGAAUUCACUCACAUUCAGUGUUAUUAGUGCAACACUGAGGAAAUCAGAUUUGUCUGUCUUCUCACAAUGAAGUUUCUCUGUGCCAAACUUGUUAAUAAAUGUCAUUUCACGAAAGCUAUUUGAAAAGGUGAACAUCUCUGUAUUUCAGCUCAAAUGUUCACUGAUAGAAAAGAGGAAUGUCAUGGAUAGGGUUGGAGAGGCUUCUUUGUUUUUCAUUUUAAGCUCUAGAAGGAAGAGCAACUUUUACUGGUCUGAGUGCCCUUAAUUGAUUACUUUAUCAUAUGUAUAGCAUUAUCUCUAAUGCUUACGUAAACAAAUCACUUUUUUUCAUUGCAGAGUCAUUUGUUAUUGUUUGCCUCUUUCACAAAUGUGAAUGGAAACUGAACUUCUUGUGCAUUCUUGUUUUGUAUUUAAAUGUCACUUACCUUGGGAAACAACUAAUCUUUAAAACAUCUGUGAUAGACUAUGCAUUAGUUUUUACAUGCUUCUAAUAACUUGAAGAACUGUAUGCAAAUUGCUGAAUCCAUGAAGCUUAUACUGUUUGAUUUAUAUAGAGUGAAUAAGCAAUGUUUAGAAAAGAGCUUGAAGGUUUAAAGUAAGAAGUGCAUAGACAGUUGAAAGUGCUGAUAAAUAUCUUAGAAUGCCAAAGUAAUAAACAGAACAAAAAGUGAGAACACUGCUACACAAACAGAUAGUUUGGUUUGAUGUCUUAAACCUGAAAAGAAACACUGCUUCAUAUGAAUGUGUUUUCAUCAGUGGGAUAUGAAAGGAUAUUUGGCCCUGUUCUACAUAACAAUAGAUUUCAGUACCUAAUUCCUUCUUAUGAGGCUGCCACUUGAAAGUCAGAUGCCUUUAAUACAGGCAGUCAGUACUCCUCAGUCACUGUAGGGCUAACAGAACUAGUGAGGAGAUAUUGCACAAUGGAGCAUGCUCAAAGCAUAAAUGCUGAAUGGACAAAUGCACCAAGUAAGGCUUUUGUAUUGGUUCAGAAAUAGACAUAUCGAUAUUCUGUCAUCCCAAUUUCAGGUGAAGUGAUCGGCCUGUACAGAGUCCAAUACAAAGUAAAGUCAGUAAAUAUGAGGUAAAGAAAAAUAAGUAUAUUAAUUAAACUUGCUAGGGAUCUGUGAAUUAGAAUUUCAUGUAUUUUGUUUCUUUAAUCACAUAGGAAAGUCCAUGAAACUGCCAGACUUCAGGCAGAAAUCAGAGAGAAAUCACAGCUCCUGGACACGAUGUGUAACAGUGUUCCACUACAGAGAGAGCAGUAAGAAGUUAGAUUUGCCAUUUUCAGGGAAACAUGAAGACAUAAAGCAGGAAGUGAAAGUAAUUAAAGAAAGAUCAUUUUCAAGUGCUGGAUGGGAUGGCGGGAAUUAUCUGCCUCCAUAUCUGAUCCAUUAGUCAGCUUCUGGGUUAAAAAAUGAAGGUAAAACCAUUUGCUCUGCACCUGGAUUCUAUUUAAAUUCUAACUUAGGUCCUUUAAGUGAAGCACUACUACAAGUCAACAAGAAAGGUAAGAUGAUACAAGUUUCCAUGGUUUACUGUGGUGACAUUUUUCAGGACAAAGUAUGAGAAAACUAUGUAUUAAUCUCCUGGGAGUGGGGUAGGAAGCUUCAUUAGGGAGAUGCUGAGGAACAAGCGUGUGUGCACUGUCCAGGCAAGAGCAGGCCUUAAAAGUCUGUCCUCUACCAGAACACAAAAAGCUGCUCCAGUCCUUUGAAUAAUUUCAGGGCAUUAAUACUCCUAUUUCAUGAUAGAGACAAGUCUGGAAAAGGUUUGUUGGAGUUCUUAAUUGGUUAAACUGAGCAGUCUUAGAUGUUUCAUCCAAACAGUUUGUGUUGUAAGCCCUGACUUCAGAAGAAAUUCAUGUUGUAAAAGGACACAAUGCGCAAAGCUGUACCUAUGCUGUAUUACAGUCUCUAAUUACUCCUCAGGACAAAAUCAUGAUAGAACUGUGCUUCACAGUUAAACUGUUGUUCUGAAGCCUUGAUGCAUUUUCUGGGACAUAACGUAAAAUUAUUGCUUGUACUCACUUUGAAUAAACAGUGUGAGGAAUACAGUUCUGGAGUUCUUAAGAGCGGUAUUGCUGUGUUACUUCAUCUUGGUAGAAGGGAGGAGCUAGGCAGCAUGGAAGUGUGCAUAGCAUUUGUUCCACCUCAGGAUUUGUUCUGUUACUGUCACUUUUCAAGACAGUUUCUUUGUCAGUUGGGAUUUCUCUGUUGUUACACAUUCUCUUCCACGUGAGACAGGGAUUUUGUUUAUUUUCUGUCAAGAGUUUUUGUUCAGUAUCCCCACAGUCAAAGGCCUGGGACUAAAAUCAGAGGCCUGGAUUUCUGCACUUAAACAGAUACAGCCUAAGAAUCUCAAGGCAAAGAAGACGGGGCAAAAAAUAUAUGAAAAGCUUUGCAUCCUUGCUGGAUGUGUUUUCUGCUUUCAGGAAGACAACAGCCAGUCUCUCAGGGGGUGUUUCUGCAUCCUGGAGAAUAGAUGUUAAUAGCAUAAUAGUUCUUUGCUAACAUGAACUUCUGGUGGAGUCAGUCUUGUCCACCCAUGUCAAAUGCUUGAGAGGUUAAAGAAAAAAUCAGAGAACUUUGAAUAUAUUUGCUAGAAGGAAGGCAACCCGCAUCAGAUUACUAGUCUGGUUUUGUGAAAGUUGAAAUGGUGACUGAAUCUUUGUUACUCAGAUUGUAUUCUCAGAAGUGUUUCUUGGUCAAAUAUAAAAUGAUGUUGUCCCUCUUCAGCCGAGAGAUCUGAAGCUUCACGUUUUGUAUGGCUCGUUCCAGAUAAGUACAAGGAAUUUUAGACGUGUCUCUGUAUUAAUUAUGGCAAAGUGUGUGCAGUGGCUUUAAAAAUGUGACUUCACAUUUACCUUAUGACACACCUGUGAGUCUUACUGUUAAGUCUGUGCACCUUACAGUCUUUGUAAUGUGUUCAGAGCCAGUAUGCAAACUUGUUGAAUACUGAGAAGUUAACCUCGGCACACCUGCUAGGUUGCAUUGCAAGACCUGGUUUCAUUAAAUUUUAGUGAAAAGCUUUUACAUAUUUCAGAGGCAUUCCAUGGUCACAUAAACUUAUAGCUUAUCCUAAAAGUCCAAUUGAAUUUAUACAGUACCACAACAGAAGUAAGAAAGUAGACUGUAAUUUUUUUAUGAUGUCUAUUUUGUAUUUUUGAAAAAUCCAAAGUCUUUUAAAGAACUGGAUCACAUGGCAAUAUUUUCUAAUAUGCACAUUUUUAAAUUACUGCAUGUUUUUUAUUUAUAAUUGAUUGUAUUACUUAUAUAGAGAUUUGGCAUUUGUUAAUGCUUCAUUUUUAUUUACCUGAAACAGAUUGUGAUACUUUAUUUUGUGAUGAUAUUGUGAAGCAUCUGAAAAUAAACGGUGAUAAGAUGCUUUUCAACAUUAA
Molecule: messenger RNA, 7141 nt
Organism: Gallus gallus (chicken)
Lineage: Eukaryota; Metazoa; Chordata; Aves; Galliformes; Phasianidae
Gene: APOOL
Product: apolipoprotein O like
Exons: 9
Coding region: 2715-3554 (279 amino acids)
Biological process (GO): cristae formation
Cellular component (GO): MICOS complex
Source: RefSeq, a predicted model, not a curated record